This is a messenger RNA of Aureobasidium pullulans EXF-150, 1773 nucleotides long. RefSeq lists its product as uncharacterized. The transcript has a single exon. NCBI's taxonomy places the organism in Eukaryota, Fungi, Ascomycota, Dothideomycetes, Dothideales, Saccotheciaceae. The record is from RefSeq and is a predicted model, not a curated record. The coding region runs from base 1 to 1773 and encodes 590 amino acids.
AUGUCGAGCGAUGGAACCUCAAGGGAGCCUCCAACUGGGUCUCCCAAUGGCAGAGCAGAUGAAUCGGCAGGUACACCCCCAGAUCAGUCUUCCAACGGCACAACAGACGAAUCAUCGGUGCCACCAGCAAGGGCCCCUCGUAAGCGUACGCAAAGAUACAAAGAGUUGAAAAAGAAAGGGGCUCUGCCCAAGCGUCCCAUCCUCCCCAGGACCGACGAGGGACCUAACACGAGACCGCCCUCGCCAAUGCAGGCCCCUGGAGCUCGAGGUACGGAUUUAUAUCGGCCUCCUGCACAUCAGAGUAUACAGGGUGGACAACCAAGCAUGUACGCUCCAACGCAACCUGGCAUAGCAGCAGCGCCACAAAGUGGGUAUCAUACGGGUCCAUAUGAGUCUUCUUACAUGAUUCCGAUUCAGUAUGCCCCAGCACACACGGAUGGGUAUGGAACGCCAUACACAGGUCACAGCAAAAUACCUCAAAUGACAACGCAAGUCCCCAACUUUUCGUAUCAGGCAUAUUUGGAUCGAAUGCAAAUGUACCAGGAACAGGAGCAAGCGCAGGUUGGCUGGAACCGGGCUCAGGCGCAGCGGGCUGAGGCGGAGCAAGCUCAGGCGAGGCAACUCGCUCUCCAGCAGCGACCGGAACAAACAGCAGUGCAGCGGAGAGUCGAGCUGAGCAGCAUACGAUUGGAUCAAGAAAGGGAGCAGGAGAGGGUUGCUGAGCCUCGAUCAUACAGCCCACGUCGACACGAGCCACAUGCUUUGGCAGCACCCCAGCCUCAGCGUAUGGUCCGCUUUCUCCGCCUUCCAGAGAUCCCCAGCAACAGGAUGGGUCUCUCGUCUUCUGGAUCCUCCUCCGAUGCUCCAUUGGAGUUCAAACGUCCUCAUGACUCGGAACAAGAUCCCAGUCACGGCAGACCCGAGGCACAUGGCAAUCGGUCCCUCAAGCGACCAUGCAAAGAUGGAGCUUUGCACGAAGCUGCCAACAGUGCUCUGCAUCAGGCUGAUGAAGCUGCUGCCACAGCCAGGAACAUUCAAUCUGUUGUUGCAGGUGCUGUUGAUGGGGGGCAAGAAGUGGAAGUCGAGGAGAAUGAGGGUGAGGAUGAGGAAGAUGAUGAAGACGCAGAUUGCAGUUCUGAUGAGGAUGUCCGCGCACAAUUCUUCAGAAGACAAAGGGACGACAGAGACGAGGAGGGUCCUGGUCAAGGUCAAGGCCAAGGCCACACCCAAGCUCCGGCUCAAGAUCAUGGCAAUGGAGAUUGCUAUGGCGAGCAAAACGAAGAUGGCAACCCUCCUGCCGACCCAGAGCGCUUCUCAGGUCAAAACAACCAGCAAGUCCUUGGUGACAAUGAGAUCCUCCAACAGCACUCCCUACCACAAGUCUCGUCUAACUCUUCCUCCCUACCCUCGCCGUCAUCUCCUGAGCAAUCACCUCCCUCUCCCUCUCCCUCUCACUCGCCCUUCCCCUCUACCCAAAUACCAACUCUCCGCUCCACUCUCUCUCAACCCCCUCCCUGCACCCUACCUACCCUCAAAGAGUCUACCACCGAACCCGCACACACAAUCCCAUUCCUCCCUUACGAACCCCUCAUAUGGAACUCCAUCCGCCCCAUCGAACGCUCUCGCUAUCCCGCCCGAGAUAUCACAAAUGCGUAUAAACGCGGUCGUGAAGCUAUCGCCGAGAUCGACUGGCAGAAGAAUAAAAUGAGGUUUAUUUCUGGGAUUGAAGGGCCGAUGGAGAGGAGAAGGGGGUGUGUUUGGGUGAGGAGGUAG